Messenger RNA from Phodopus roborovskii (desert hamster), 881 nucleotides. It is a transcript of the gene CUNH5orf63, whose product is annotated as chromosome unknown C5orf63 homolog. Bases 97 to 444 code for a protein of 115 amino acids. The transcript is spliced from 4 exons. The record is from RefSeq and is a predicted model, not a curated record. Lineage: Eukaryota; Metazoa; Chordata; Mammalia; Rodentia; Cricetidae.
AAAAAAAUCAAGAGCCUGCUGGAAUAGUUCCUGAAUGAGAUUUUAUUUUUGUUUGCAGUUGUUUUGAAGAGGGAUAGCCUUUGGCUCAGGAUUAAAAUGCUCUGGUUUCAAGGAAAUAACCUGCAGAUUGCCAAAUCCUCCUUUGGACUCUUGCGAAAUCUCUCUGCCUCUAACACCCAUCUGCCUAUACUGACCUUAUUCACAAAGGAUCCAUGUCCACUCUGUGAUGAAGCCAAAGAAGUCCUCCAGCCCUAUAAAGACAGGUUUAUUUUACAGGAGGUGGACAUCACACUUCCAGAAAAUUCUACUUGGUAUGAAAGGUAUAAAUUUGACAUCCCCGUCUUCCAUUUGAAUGGCCAGUUUCUGAUGAUGCAUCGAGUAAAUACCUCAAAGCUUGAAAAACAGCUUCUGAAAAUUGAGCAGCAGGUGCUGGAAACAAAAUGAUGCCUCAUGAUUUCCACCUUCUCUGUCAGAAGGCAUCUGCCUGAGGGUAUGGCUAGGGUCUUGAAUUUCCUCGUCACUGUCACAGUGCCCUUAUGAUGGUAUCACAUAAAUAAUAUGUUGCCAUUACUCUUCUGAUUGAUUCAAGUACCCACAUGAGAACAGUUUACUUGUGGGCAUUUUGUAAACUUGGAGUGCAUUGUGUGGAGGGGAAAGCUCUGGGAGGAAGGGGUCUAUUUGUUGACUUUAGUCUUCCCUUGCAUGUGAAUCUGAAAGCACUUGUCAUGCACUGGACAGUGUCAUGAUGAAAGAAGACACUGUAGUCUGCCGCUAAGCAGUCCUGGAGCCUAAUUUGUAGUGGAGUAAAUGUUCUCCCCCUCAGUAAAGAGAAAUGUGAAUUGUUAAUAACUGUGCAAGUCAAUAAAGGGGUUUUUCAAUGA